Molecule: messenger RNA, 2020 nt
Organism: Pecten maximus
Lineage: Eukaryota; Metazoa; Mollusca; Bivalvia; Pectinida; Pectinidae
Product: cytochrome P450 2B1-like
Exons: 8
Coding region: 201-1754 (517 amino acids)
Biological process (GO): xenobiotic metabolic process
Cellular component (GO): intracellular membrane-bounded organelle; cytoplasm
Molecular function (GO): iron ion binding; heme binding; oxidoreductase activity, acting on paired donors, with incorporation or reduction of molecular oxygen, reduced flavin or flavoprotein as one donor, and incorporation of one atom of oxygen
Source: RefSeq, a predicted model, not a curated record
GUAUACAACCAGCCAAAAACGUGACAACUUAUACGUCACCGGCCACAGAGGGGGCGGCUACUAUCCCACGUGCAGGCAGGGUAAUAAUAACAUUUGUUGUUGUGCAUAUCAUCUGCCUUGGAUUGAUACAUACUGUGUUCGCAUUAGUAACUUAGGGUGACUGUGACUGGCUGUAAUAACAGUUACACUUAUCACCGGAUAUGUCUUCUUACAUUGGAGUUAAUGAUGUUCCUGGUUAUGUUGUACCAGUCGUACUUAUCACAGUGUCCCUAUACUGGCUGUGGAAGAGGGAGAUGGCGCGUGUUCCAGGCCCAAGGGGUCUACCUAUUAUCGGAAACAUCCCUCAAGUGACUGGCGGAGGGUUCGAUCAGAAGCUACAACGGUUUAGGGAUAGAUAUGGAAAUCUUUUCCGGCUCAAACUGGGCGAGAUGACUACUAUUUUUGUGUUUGGACUUAAGAAUAUUGAGCAGGUUUUACUUGGACGAGAAGAGAACUUUAAUAUACGACCUAACUGGCUCUAUAUACCUGAUAAGGUCAUUCAGAAAAAAGGUCUGAUUUGGACGAAUGGCGAGAUGUGGCAAAGAAUGAGAGACCUCCUGACAACAACACAGACCUCCCCGGACACCGGUCAGCAUACAGAGAAACAAAUAUUGGCUGAAGUGCAUCACGUGGUCAAGCUUUUGAGUGCAGAAACUGACCCCGGGAAAACCGGAAUUGACCCCGGGAAAACCGGAAUUGACCCCAGGAAAACCGGAAUUGACCCCAAUUGUCUGUUUAGCGCUUCCACAUUCAACAUUUUGUCGUCGUUUGUAUUUGGACAGCGGUUUGAUGUGACGGAGAAAGAUUACAGCUUACUCAAGGAUGGUAUUGCGGAUCUUACUGAGAGAAACAAGACUCAGAAUCCCGUCAACAUGUUUCCAAGUUUAGGGGCCUGUAUGAGACGAAAGAGAGACGAAGCUAUUGUAAAGGAAAAUGACCUUUUCACUAUUUUAAAGAAAUAUCUGACUUCCCACGAAAACAAUUGUCAUGAGAACGUGCCACGUGACCUGAUGGAUACCUACAUACAGCAGACCAAACAGGAAAACGAUACCGAUAAAUUAAACACAGAGAACAACUUCUUGAGGUCCAUCCUCGACAUGUACAUAUAUGGGUCCGAGAUGACCACGUCACUGCUGCUAUGGACGAUCGUGUACCUCGUCAGGUACCCGGAUGUUCAACGAAAAUGUCAUGAGGAAAUGGAUUCAGUUGUUGGAGACCGUGAUCUGACGACAACAGAUAGGGUCAAUGGAAGUCUGCCGUACUGUGCAGCAGUAAUGAGAGAGAUACUCAGGAUUUCUAGUCCAGCGGUCAUGACAACGCUACACUCCAAUAAAAAGAGUUCCAUUGUGGGCGGUCACCUGAUCCCUGAACGUUCAUUAGUCGUCUGUGACCUUCACAAUCCUCGAUUCGACGAGACAGUUUGGGAAAACCCAUCUGAGUUUCAACCUGAGCGAUUCCUAGUAAAGCUGAGCGAAGAACAAGAACGAGUUGCUUCCCUUUCGUUUGGUCUAGGUCCGAGAUGUUGUCCCGCACGAAAAUUAGUGGACACUGCGCACUUCGUAUACUGCAUGAACCUCAUACGUCACUUCCACAUCAGCUAUUUUGACAGAAGUAAACAAAUACCUCUGACGUCAGACUAUAAAGGGGUAUCCCUCAAACCCACCCCGUUCAGGGUAGUAUUCAUACCGAGAGAGUUUCCAGGAAGUGUCAGCUGAGUAGCUCAUAACAAAUCAGGACACUAUAUAUUGGUAUUUUUAUUUGUAUUAUCAUCAGUUCAAUUAAGGUUUCUCUUCAUGGGAAAAAAUAAUAGAACUGCAUUCAUUGUAUUUCAGAACUGUUUAACUAUAGACCACAUUCGUAUUGAUUUUACUAAUUAAUCAAUUUAAAGAGAUAACAGAACCACCAUCUUAAUUACAUACUGUAAUUGGAAUGUACCAAUGUCAUCUUUUUAUAUUUUGCGAAAAAUAAAGAUUACAUGUUU